AUGACCUUAUCACUAUAUAGGGAAAUUCCCUUGUCGACCGUCAAUGAUGAUCUGAUACCACCGACUUGCCAAACACAAGAAAUACCCCGUUCUACUAUCGAUUGGCCGUUGGAAAUCGUGGCUAUCAUGCUCGAUUUCCUCCCGCAACACCGCGUCUACCCCUUCCUCUCACUAUCCAAAGGAGUCAACCAUAUUGCAAAGCAACGGUUACUUCGACAAGUAUACGUGCUCGAUCGAGACAGGAAGCCGCUUCUACAUGAUGCGGUGGAUGAGUUGAUCCACUGGCUGUUCCUUACAAAGUCACAAUUCCUCGACUUAAUGGAGACCAAAUCCGAGUGGCCCGGAAAGCUAGUUUUCCUCGAAUACUUUACUGAAGAGGAACCUAUCGAUGAUGACCACAAAGCUAUAAAGGAAAGAAUACAGCCUGCCGAAUUCGUCGUUGUGGAAUCAAAAGAACACUCAGUGUUUAUGCCAAAUGAGGUCAAACGAAUGUAUAUGUCCACUCCGUUGGAUUCCCCUCACCUUGCUCAAGCCACGAUAGCUGGACGCCGUGAGCUUAGCCCUACGCUAACUAAGAUCAGAGUCGAUAGUCUACAGCUAGUUGACGAUGUACAAGGUAUAGAUGGAUGCAUCGAUCUAUCAUCCGUGAAGCAAUUGUCUCUUGUGCACAUACAAUCCUACGAUAUGCCACAACAGGUGGCAUCUCAAUUUGCUAGAUUGGAAGACUUAUUUGUUGCCUCGAUUAAGACUAUACCUCUUGAUGUCCAAUACUUCCCCCAAACGGUGAAACGAUUAGUUAUACAGGGUCUUGAUGCACGUUUCCAAAACUCAUUGAUAAAAGUUGGGUAUCGGUUCAAGCUGCUGCUUGAGUAUCUCGAGCUUUGCGACGGGACAGCUUCACAGAACUGGCCUCGACUGAUUACGUUAAACUGUCAUGGUAACACUCCGAUCCCCUACGACACGUUCAACUUUGACAAACUCAGAAUGUACGUGUGUUUUGGUGAGGUUUAUCACAUUGAACAACAUCUGGGUAAGCAGCCAGCCUUUGGACGUAUAAACAACUAUGGCUGA
This is a messenger RNA of Diutina rugosa, 1071 nucleotides long. RefSeq lists its product as uncharacterized. The transcript has a single exon. The record is from RefSeq and is a predicted model, not a curated record. NCBI's taxonomy places the organism in Eukaryota, Fungi, Ascomycota, Pichiomycetes, Serinales, Debaryomycetaceae. Bases 1 to 1071 code for a protein of 356 amino acids.